ACUGUGAUUGGCUUAGCGUAUUGAGGCAGUGCUGAGUGACGUAGUGUGCUGCUGCUGCCGCGGGAAGUUGAAGCUGUGUGACCGACCGGAGCCCCGUGCACUGAUCUGUGCGGUACCGCUCCCUGAGUGUCUGUGAGGUGACGUGCGGUACCAUGAGUGUGUAUGAAGAAUGACAUGGCUUCUGUACAGCCCGCCACUUCUGUCUUCUUCCAGCUGUUCAAGGCGCACUGCAGCAACACAGACUUGGGACCAAUAAACGUAAACUGGUUUGAGGAUCUGACCAGAGAGGCUCUACGUCUUCAGCCCAAGCUACGUGAGGAGGAUGACAAGAGGGGAAGCUGGCAGGAUGACAACCUCUUCAAGACCCCACAGCAGAAGCCAUCCCAGAACAGCCAGCUAGAGUCUACACCCAAUAUUUUUAGAGAGCAGAGUUUGUGUUCCCCUCUGUUUUUCUCACCAACUAAAGAUCAUGAUAAAAAAGUUACAGAGGAAAAUUUUAGAAAUGUUAAAACACAAAGGAGUCCUGGCACUUCAGCACCAGCCAAUGAAGUCUUUGGUACCUCAAAUAGAUAUUUACCUGACAGCCCUGUUGUCAUGGAACACUUGUUUAAGGCUCCCUAUGAUGAUAGACGAUACCUACAAAGAACACCACAGCAAUAUAGGAAGUUCGAUAUUUCUGAUAGUUUACUGUGCACACCACAAUUGAUGAGGAACCAAAGCGCAAAAAGUAUAUCAGAGAGUCUUGGUGUAGAAGUAGAUCCCGAGAUGUCCUGGUCGAGUUCAUUAGCUACACCACCCUCUCCAACUUUGAUUAUUGAUCAAGCAAAAGAAGUUUCUAAAGCAAGGGAAUUUGGUAAAGAAGAUGUAGUGAUUGUACGAAGUCUGUUUUCCAACAUGAACGGUGUUGCUCAAGUUUCCUCAGCUCCACCGUCUGAUCAAAAGAUUGAAAGCAAUAGCUCAAAGCUUGCAGACACUAUUACUACUGAAAACAUGGCAAAGUCAUCUGAUUGUCUGAAGGCACAACAGAAGAGAACUGUUCUGAAUGCCGUUGGAGAUGGGGACGCCUGCCAGGUGGUGGAGAAUGCAAUUGAAGGAAUGGAGGAUGUUUUAUCCAUCUUUUUUACCAAUGAAAAACCACAAGAAUUGAGAAAAGUAAAAAUCGAUAGACGAAUUAAAAGAAAAAAUAAACCAUUCAAUAGCAUGCAUGAAAAAAAUGAUUCACUGAUAGAAAAAACAGAGGAGCAAAAUACAUUGUUAGAUUCAGACAAACUUAAUGUAAACAGCAAUUUAGUACAGCAGAAGACAAGAGAAAUAUCCUUAUCAUAUGAGUGGACUCCACUGAACCUCCCGGAUACAACACAAGAGAAAACUGUAACUAUUGAAAUUGGUGGUUGUGGAGAUCGUAAUGCGAUAGAAAAUUCAACAUCGACCGAUUCAGAACAGCACAGGAAUGAGACUAAAACAAAAGGUUGUAAUGAGACCGAUUACACUAAUGGGGAUUGCAUUAUAACCAUUUUACAACAUAAGGAGCACAAAACCAAAUCUGAAAAACUACCUCACAAUUUCUCAGGCAACAAUAAACAUCUUGUGGGACUUAUUUCCGAUGAUCACUCGUCAUCUUUGGCAGCUGAUGGUGACAUUUCUUGCAAAAGUAGCAGUAUAGCUGACCAGAUACCUAAAGCCAUCCUGCCUACACUGAGAAAGACGACCAAAUUCUUGUAUAACCUUAAAACGGAUUGUCAACAAAGUCAAACUACUGAGAAUAUUAAUAGGACUGUGUACAGCAAACCUUUAUAUGGCCUGGAAAUACCUGAUGCCAAGUCCAGAAGAUCAUUGGAUUUAAAGAAUACUUCCUUGGCUCAUCACCUGACAGAAGUAAAGCUAGUUGUAAAUGAAGAUGAUGAUGACUUUAAAAAUAACAGUUUAGAUCUCCAAGAAAUUGAAGAGACUUUCAUGAAUGUAAUGCAGACAGGUCCCACAGAUUCAAUAGAAACCUCUGGGGUGAAAUCGAUCUUAAAAAGAACAGCUGUUCCCUCAGAUGGAGGUGAUUCUAUAGAACUUCAAGUGUCAGAAACAAAAAGCAUCUCACGGCUACAAGAUGGAGCAUUACAGCACUCAGAGGACAUGUUGGCUCACAACAGUAACAAAGUCAUUGUCUUAGAGUCUGUGGCAAGUCAUCGGGAUAAAAAAUGUAACUCACAAGAAAAUCCUUGUAUCUCAAGGAACAAUUGUGAUUCCUUUUGCACAACUCCGCACUCUGAAAAAGCAGAAAGUAAAUCAAUUAAAACAAGCUGUAAUUUACCGGUGGACAUAAAUUUGGAAGGCUUUAAAGGAUUUGAAACAGCCUCAAAUAAAAAGAUAAACAUCUCAGAAGAAAGUCUAAGAAAAGGAGAACUUAUGUUACAAGAGGAUAGCGCUGAAAUCGGAGUCAAAACCCCUUUAAUUUUAAUGGCUAAAGCUGAUGAUACUAUGAUGCAUAAAGAACUCCAGACGCCAUUACCUAAGGAAAUAAUAGUCACAGAGAGUGGAAUUGCUAAAGAAAGUAUUGUAUGUCAGGUUAAUGAACAGGAAACAAACAAAAAACACAAAACAAAUAAUGUCAACAUGAAGUCUGAAUGGGAUGAAAUGGCUAGCAGCAUAAAACCGCUUGAUUCAAUGCAAUUGGAUGGAGAAUUGUAUAAGGAAAACAAACCAUGCAAACUGUCCUCUUCGGACAAAGGAGACAUAGGCAUUCAGAUGUCAAAGGAAAAUCCUGUAAAGAUUUUGAAUGCUUCCUCAAAGAUCAGCAGUAGGGGCUUGCAGGGUUUAUCCAAUGGAAGAGAAUCUCAGUUAAAUGACAUCUUUACUGAAAGUCAGAAAGCUGAAAUCAGUGAACUUUCUUCUCUUUUAGAGAACGCAGGCAGUCAAUUUGACUUUACACAGGUUAAAAAGCUAAUUAUACCUGGAUUAGAUAAUGUGCAAAAUCCAAAGAUGAGCGACAGUGACUCUCAGAAGCUCAACACGUCAGAUGUCUGGAAGGACGUGGACUUUAAUGAUAGUUUUGCUGCUGGAGAAGGAAAUGCAGAAAGCAACGGUUUUAGCGUCACAUCAGGAUCUGAAAAUAAAAGUAACAUUGGAUCAAAUGCCUGUGACACUGCAGAUAAUAAAUCUGUACUAGAUUCAUUUGUCAAAAACAGAGAAAGCAAUGUUGGUGGAGGAACAAGUGUUAACAUUACUGAUGAGGAUCUAAUAAAAGCGAUAUUUUGUGAUUUAGAAGAAAAGGCGAAAGAAAAAACUACAAAGACCACACAAGAUAUGAAUUGUUCACCUAAUCCUGAAAUGUCCAAUGUUUUACAUGUUACAGCUGAAGGCAUGACCGCUACACUACUUGUUAAUAAUUCAUCAAAUAUUAUACAAACAACUGCUGUAUCAUCUCCUUCACAGACCAAAAAGAACUAUUUCCCAGAUACCAGACUGUCCGAUAAGCAAGAACUUAAUUGUAAGAGUGAUGAAAACCAUGUGACCAAGCAGGCUGAAAUGAAGAAUAGUGAGAAAUGUUGUCUAUUAGAGUCAGCACAUGUGCAAAAUUGUGAGGAUGCAUCCAAUAGCAAUGGAAACCACACUUUAGCUUUAGGUCUGUCUACAGCUUCAGUCGGUUUUGCUACUGCAAAAGGAAAACUGAUUAGUAUUAACAAAGCUUCUUUAGAUAAAGUAAGCCCCAUGUUCUCUGAUAUAUUGGAUACGUCUGACCCACGUGAAGAUCACUGCAGAACAGGCACAGUGCACAAACCAUCAAAUGUGUUAAUAGAAAGAACGUCACAUAAUGCUAGUACCAACUUUGUAGGAAAGGAAAGACGUCGGUCAACGUCUGACCAGCCUCCAGUGAUCUUUAGCAAAGAAAAUGAUGCAUCUAAAGUAAUUUCUGAUGGUCCAGUCCAGAAACCAAAGCAGAUAACACAUGUAUUAAGAAAAGAGGCAACCAGAGAGUCAUGUCCUCCUCAGCAAAAUAAUCCAAUAUCAAAUAUGUCAUUGUUUAGUACUGCAAGUGGUAAACCUGUUCUGUUGUGUGAGGAGAGUCUCAAAAGGGUUCACAAGAUAUUUUCUGAAGUAGAUGGUAGUCAUGUAGAAGAGCAGCAAAAUAAUGAAAUUGUUUUGACAGAUUCUGUAGUAAAUUCUGUUAGGUCACAUGACUUACAGAACAAAAAUGUUCAAGUGCAAGAAAGCACUUUUAACAUUUUACAACCAGGUUUCAGCACAGCAAAUGGUAAAAUGAUAGGUAAUUCUAAAAAAUUUCUCCAGAAAGCACAAAAAUUAUUUGCGGAUAUUGAAGAACCUAAUGUUUUAGAUGUUUUCCAAAGAACUCAUAGUAAAUCUGAAGUCAGUGAUCAGGAAAAAGACAAAGAUUGUGAUGUUACGGAUUCCCUAGUUCACAGAAUUAACUCCAAUAUAACACAAAUCAGAAAAAUUGAACCUUUAGUUAAGAAUUCAGCAGGGCUCAGCUCUGAAGUAUUGGCAGAUAUAUCACCAUUAAAUGAGAUCUCCCAUAAAGAAGGGUCUAAUAAAGUUGGUUCACACAAAAGGGAAGUUCCAAACUUAGGCAUACCAUCUUUUAUCAGUGCAUGUGGGAAGUCUAUUCAGAUGUCUGAAGACUCAUUGAAGAAGGCUCAGGGAAUUUUUCAUGAUAUAGAUGACAGACUUUUGUCAGAUAAAGGAAAACUUGGUUCUUCAGUCAACCAACAUGAGAGCAGGAAUCCCAAAUUUACUGUGCCAUCGCUAGGUUUCAGUACAGCAAGUGGUAAAUUGGUAGAAGUGUCUCACAACUCCCUCCAGAAAGUAAGACAAAUGAUUGCAGAUGCUGAUGAUGCUGUAUUAGAAGCAGGAUGUAUAUUUCAGUCCAACAAGACCACAACUAAAAAUGUUGAUUCCUUGGAGCCCAACCAAAGUGUAUUCUCCACUGCAACAGAAAUGAAAAAUAGAAAACCUUCUGCAAACCAAUCUUCUAAUGCUCUUCUAGGAAAGGUUCUAGUAAAAGGAGUGGAUAAAAGCACGCGUUUACCUCAACAAGAGACAAAUAAAAAGAUGGCAUUUUUUAGCAAAGCAAGUGGUGGUCACUUUAACGUGUCAAGUAAGGCUUUACAAAAAGCUAGAGAGAUGUUCUCUGAUUUAAGUGAUGUACAGGUGAAUGAUGAUUCACACAAGGAAAGUGUCCCAACUGGUCCUGUAAUGAAGGAAAAUGAAAGAUUGCCUGGCAUCUCUUCCAUCACCAGUAGGAAUGUUGAUAACAUACAUUCUAUGAAAGUAAAUGCCCCAGUUGUCAUCCCAUCUUCCAUAGCUUUCAACACAGCAAGCAAAAAGCCUGUGACAGUCUCCCUUGAUUCACUACAAAAGGCAAAACAACUUUUCGUUGAUACUGAAAUUAUUCAGAAAUUAUAUUCUGAAGUAGAUAACGUAUCCACCUCAAAGCAAGAUGUUCCUGUAGAUGUCCAACUUAGAUCAAAGUCUUCCACAGAAGAAUCUCCACAAGAAAAAUCUGUGGUGGCCAACGCAUCAGAAACAAAACAUUUUUCUAAUGUGCCCGCCAAACAUUCAUUUGGAUUUAGCACUGGUAAUGGAAAACAAGUGUCUGUAUCAAACGAUGCGCUGCAGAAAGUUAAAGGCUUGUUUAAAGAAUGUAAUACUAACUUAGAAGGCAGUCUAAAUGAACCUCAACCCAAGAUGCCAUGUUUUAGCACAGCUGGCGGUAAGUCUGUAACUGUGACUGAGGAGUCAUUGAAAAGGACACGGAAAUUAUUUUCUGAAUUAGAUAAUGUAUCCUCACCACAUGAUGUUCCUGAAGAUAUCCAACCUUAUCUUAAAUCAACAUCUGCCACAAAAGUAUGCCUACAAGAACAAACCAUGGGGGCUAGCACAUCAGAAAUAAAACAUUUCUCCAAAGUGUCUGCAAUCAAUUCAUUUGGAUUUAGCACUGGAAGUGGGAAAGAAGUGUCUGUAUCAGAAGAUGCACUAAAGAAGGUUAAAGGCUUGUUUGAAGAAUGUAAUACUAACUCAGAGUGUAAUCUUAAUGAAAAUCAGGAUUGUACAAGAAUGAACACACACAACCCAUUACUGAAUAAAAAACCUAUAAAAGACUCUGUUCACAAGCUUGGCUACUUACAGAAGAACACUGCUGAAGGUAAUGGAGGGAAACUAAAUGCUUCAGCUAGGUCUUCUGCCUUUUCUAUCAGUAAUGUUCAAUUGCCAAGGUUUGUAAAACAUUUAACACCUCUCUCUACUGCUGGAACAACAAAUUUGUAUUUUACAUCGUCCCACACUCCAGAAAAUGACUUUGAGAUCGAAGCAGCAGAAAGCGCAAAAGCAUUUAUGGAUGAUGAAGAUCUGACCGACGCUGAAAUAAGGACAGAUGUUGUAUUUCCAUGUUCAGACAAGCUUCCAAAUAUUAGAAAUGGAAAAAGAUUACGAUCUGAUGAUGGAGUUCCACGUGGAGAACCUCCAAUCAAAAGGCAACUUUUACCAGAAUUUGACAGAUCCUUGGAGAAUGAAUUUAAAGCAGCUUUGAAGCCCCUCACAAGCAGUCCUUAUGAGAGCCUAAAGGACAGAAAAAAGUAUUUCCAAAAUGUUACCUUACAACCGUUAUCCUCUGAUCCUGCCAGAUUCUCAAGAGGACAAAAGGAUACCAUGGAAUCUAGGAACACUCUCCAGAGGACUCUUUAUCCUAAAUUAAAUGUUUCCCGAAGUACUUUACCCUCCAGUUCAACACCUGUUCCAGCAGAUUGUAGUAGAAGUGACUCAAACAACACAUCUAGAACGACUACAAGCUCAUUUGUCAUCCAUUCUAAGAAGAAUCUUCACAUGUCUUUGGGUAAUCAAACAGUUAACUCUCCAAGACAAGAUGAGGAUCACAACAAAGAUCUUAUAUGUGAGGGUCAACUAGAAAUUGGAAGGACAGAGAAGGAUGCAUCAGAGGCAGAUCUCUCUGAUUUGGUUGCAAAUAUCUGCUGUGCCAGGGAUAUGCAGGAGAUGAGAAUACGAAAGAAACAAAGACAGAAGAUCAAACCACAACCUGGAUCAUUAUAUCAGCAAAAAACCUCUUCUAUCGACAGAAUUAAUUUGGAAACAGCAGUAGAAGGAAGGAAACCGACAGUAUAUACACAGGCUGAGUUGUACAGAUUCGGUGUUAUAAAGAAUCAGAUUGGCAUUACUAGUGAAAAAGCAAGAACCUUUGAAUUCCACUGUAUGGAUUAUUUCACAAGGGAGCAUUUCCUGUCUGAAGGUGGCGUGCACAUAGCUGAUGGCGGCUGGCUGGUACCCACGGAUAAAGUAACCGCUGGUAGAGAAGAGUUCUACAGAGCCCUGUGUGACACUCCAGGAGUGGAUCCUAAGCUGAUCAGUCCAGAAUGGGUGUACAACCACUACAGAUGGAUUGUGUGGAAACUAUCGGCCAUGGAAGUGAUGUUUCCUAUGAGCUUUGCUGGCAGGUGCUUGACACCAGAUAGGGUUCUCUUACAGCUCAAAUACAGAUAUGAUGUUGAAAUUGAUAAAUGCCAACGAUCCGCUGUCAGAAAGAUAAUGGAGAGAGAUGACACAUCGGCUAAGACGCUAGUUCUGUGCAUUUCUAAAAUCUUAACACUAGGAAAUGGUGAAGCCAAUGAUACAAAGCAGACAUCUGCUGUCAUUGAAGUGACUGAUGGCUGGUAUGGUAUCAAGGCCCUUCUGGAUCCUGCACUCACAUCUUUGCUAAAGAAUGGACGCAUGUUCAUAGGCCAGAAGAUAAUGGUACAUGGGGCAGAACUGGUGGGCUCCGAAGAUGCAUGCACACCCCUUGAAGCUCCAGAGUCUCUUAUGCUAAAGAUUGCAGGAAACAGCACUCGGCCUGCUCGCUGGUAUGUCAGACUUGGAUACUUUCAUGAUCCCAGACCUUUCUGCCUCCACCUGUCCUCCCUCUUGGCUGAUGGUGGCAUGGUGGGAUGUGUUGAUGUACUUAUACAAAGAAUUUACCCCAUGCAGUGGAUGGAAAAAAUGGGCAAUGGGACAUAUGUAUUUCGCAAUGAACGUGCCGAAGAAAGAGAGGCAGAAAAACAUUCUGCCAAGCAACAGAAGAGUCUGGAAGCCUUAUAUGAUAAGAUUCAGGAGGAAUGUGAAAAGCAGCAAGUCUGUGCUGUGAAAAAAAGACCAAGACGUCAGUCUUUAAGUGAAACCCAAAUCCGCGCUCUCCAGGAUGGUGCAGAACUCUACGAAGCCCUUCAGAAUGAGCCCGACCCGAGCUACCUUGAAUCUUGCCUUAGUAGUGAUCAGCUGAGGGCCUUGAACCAUCACAGACAGUUACUAAAUGACACGAGGCAGGCUCAGAUCCAGGCUGAAUUCAGGAAAGCCAUUGAAUCCUCAGAACAGGAAGCUGGCAGCACUACACGAAGGGAUGUUACUCCAGUAUGGAAAAUACGGAUUGUGGAUUACAAAGACCAUGACUCUACCUCAGCCUACAUGUUAAAUAUAUGGCGACCAUUACCUGAUGUAGUGUCACUGCUAAAGGAAGGAGGAAGGUUCAGAAUCUAUCAGCUGGCAGCCUCCCAGUCAAGAGGAAAAUCAGACACUGGUGCAGUGCAGCUGACAGCCACCAAGAAGACGCAGUUCCAGCAGCUGCAGCCUCUACAGCACGUCCUCGAGCAGAUCUACACCGAGAGACAAGUCACAGAGUUCAGUCAGUUCCUGGAGCCUCAUUUCACAGCUGCAUAUGGAGAAGUGGAUGUGGUGGGAGUGGUGAUAUACACACAACUAAAACCAGGUGCUGCCCCACUGGUUUAUUUGUCAGAUGAGAGGUGUAAUAUUGUGGCACUGAAGUUCUAUACAGAUCUCGGACAACUAGCCCUGGAAGAUCUCACCAGACCGUGCACCUUUAUCGCUGCUGCUAACCUACGCUGGAGGUCAGAGUACACGUAUGGAGUUCCUGUACUGUACGCUGGAGAUCUGUCCUUUUUUGCAGCAAAUCCUAAAGAGCAUCAUCUAAUGAAAGCUAUCCAGAAACUCCGUCAGUUCAUACAGUAUGUUACAGAAUUUGGCAAAGAAAUGGAGAAUAAACUGAUGAACAUCCUGGAAACUCAAAAUCCACAGGAGAAAGGGUCCUUGGCAACCUGCAGUGUGGACCCGUGCUCUCGUGGAGCUGCUGGAAAUAGAUGCUCUACACCCCUGCCGAAAAUCAAUAACCCCCAAUUGAAACACAUGUCAACGCCUGACGGUCAGAAUUUGACUCUGAGCACAAGUAUUGGAACCGACCCAAAGACCUGCAAAAAAAUGAAAGGGUUGGAUUAUCUCAGUCGGAUACCAUCCCCCGCUCCUCUAAAUCCAGUGCAGACUUUACUGUCUCCUUCAUUGCAAAGGGCAUUCCGACCUCCUCGGAGCUUACAUAAAGAAAACCGCACAUGUGCAAAGACCCCGCUAAAUCCCAGUUCUUGUACACCAAGUAAACUAGACGGAGACUUCAUUGCUGAUGAAGAACUGGCCAUGAUUAAUACACAAGCCCUUAUAUCAGGGAUGGAAGGAGGCAGGAAAGUGACCACUGGACAGGACACCCAAGCAUCGGACGUUCAGAAGAAGACAACCCCCAAUAUCCGCUGUCCCGAAAGCCAAAAGACCCAGAAGAGUCAAGAAGUAAGUGAGGCACCCCAUCAGAGACAACUGUCCAGGAAAAGAAAGAAACCCUAAAAGUUUUGUAUAUGGUGCAUUCAAUAAGAGGCGGAGUCUGUGUAUAUGUUUAAUAAAUUGUACAUAAAUUUAUAAAAAUGAUUUUCUAUAAAAUCUAACGCUAUUCUACUAAAAACUUAAGGUUAAUAAUGAGUGAUUCAUAGGAACUUGUACAUUUGUAAAAAUAAAAAAAAAAAAUAAAAACAGAUAGAAAAAUACAUCUUACAAACUGAUUUUGUUUGGUUUUUAAGAUUAAUUUACACAAGACUAGGAAACCUUAGUGUGUAUCCAGUCUGACUGUAGUCCAAGGAAAGGGAACUACAGUAUAUUGUAAGUCUAUUGCGGUAUUUCCAACCAAGGUUCCUCCAGCUGUUUCAAAACUACAGCUCCCAGCAUGCCCGGACAGCCUAAGGCUUUCCGGGCAUGCUGAGAGAUGUAGUUUUGCAACAGCUGGAGGCACCCUGGUUGAUAAAAACACUGGUCUAUAUUGUCAGAUACUCCAGCAUGAUAAAACCGAAUGAAUUAUUAUCAUUGGUUUUAAGGUAAAGAAAAUUCUGCAGAUUUUCUGUAUAAAAUGAAAGAUUUCCUUGUAAUUCUUAAUUCUCUAUGGGUUUAGCGCAAGUGUAAAUACCACUUCCUUUCGCAUUCUAAAUGGACAUUAGAUGUUUCCGGGUUCACACAUAGUAUUUUGGUCAAUAUUUGUAGCCAAAACCAGGAGUGGUCCAAAACACAGAAAAAUGUGCAAAUCUUUCCAUUAAUGUUUUCUCUGUCUGUUCUAAUCCCGGUUUUGGCUGCUACGUGUGUAGGAUGAUCCAUGUAGCGGUAAGUGGACGUAAUCUGCAGUUUUUUUUUUAGAUAUAAGCCCAAUUUCUUCCUUUCAAUAGAACAGGCUGAGGCUGCACACAGUUUGUUGCUCAUCAUCUUCCAGUUAAUCAAUAUAUCGAUAGGAGAGACAUAUGUAUGUGGUCCUGUUUUGUGCACUGUGUAUAACUAAUAGCACCAGCCUGCUAACAUUCAGGACAAUUGUGAACCAUGGCUUUAUAAUAGAGGUGUAACAAUAAAACUCACAACUUUGGUCAAUACCCACCUAUAUAGUAACACUAUAGAAUCUUCUUAACAUAUGUAAGUGACACAAUAUAUAUAGUAUUGUGUAUAUAUAGUAGAAAGAGGCAUCCCCGAGCCACACUUGGUGCAGAAAUUACAGAAAGAUGCAGCUAUAUUCCCUAGCUUCUUGGUCACUUUAUUUGGGCAUUACAAUCAGGAUUGUAUUAUUUAGGCACUAUAUGAUAUAUUUAUUUGCACACUGUGGGAUUGUAUUAUUUGGGUACUAUGUCAUAUAUUUAUUUGCACACUGUAGGAUUGUAUUAUUUGGGGACUAUGAUAUAUUUGCACACUGUAGGAUUGGAUUAUUUGGGCACUAUGGUAUAAUUAGUUGCACACUGUAGGAUCGGAUUAUUUGGGCACUAUGGUAUAAUUAGUUGCACACUGUAGGAUUGUAUUAUUUGGGCACUAUAUGAUAUAUGUGCACACUGUAGGAUUGUAUUAUUUGGGCACUAUAUGAUAUAUGUGCACACUGUAGGAUUGUAUUAUUUGGGCACUGUGUGGUAUAUUUAGUUGCUCACUGUAGGAUUGUAUUAUUUGGGCACUAUAUGAUAUAUGUGCACACUGUAGGAUUGUAUUAUUUGGGCACUGUGUGGUAUAUUUAGUUGCUCACUGUAGGAUUGUAUUAUUUGGGCACUAUAUGAUAUAUGUGCACACUGUAGGAUUGUAUUAUUUGGGCACUGUAUGAUAUAUUUGCACACUGUAGGAUUGUAUUAUUUGGGCACUAUAUGGUAUAUUUGCACACUGUAGGAUUGUAUUAUUUGGGCACUAUAUGAUAUAUUUGCACACUGUAGGAUUGUAUUAUUUGGGCACUGUGUGGUAUAUUUACACACUUUAGGAUUGUAUUAUUUGGGCAUUAUGGGGGAGAUUUAUCAAAACCUGUGCAAACCAAUCAGAUCACUACUUUAAUUUUGCAGAGGCCUUGUUAAAAAUGAAAGUAGCGAUCUGAUUGGUUGCUAUGGACAACUGGGCAUCUUUUCCUCUGGACAGGUUUUAAUAAAUAUAUAUAUAAUGUACACACACCAUGACAUAGAAUGUUCUGCAUAAAGCAACAUCCAACUUAAGACUAGUCCUGCUUUACAAGUUGUAUAAGGCAGGAGAGUUUUGUAAUUCAGAUAUUGCACGUUUUAUUCGCCCUGGCAGUGAUGUAAUGUUGUAACCCAGGGGGUUUGGUUGCAUCAUUCACCUCACAUAGCUUACAGCCAGCGCUGCACUCACCUCUUGGUACAUACUAUUCUAACUUGGAAAAUCUUAGCACCUAUUUAUUUGCACAUUUAGGGUCUAUUCACAUGCACAGUAUUCUGCGCAGAUUUGAUGCGCAGGAUUUCAAGCUGUGGCUGUCUGGGCAUGCUGGAAGUUGUAGUUUUGCAACAGCUGGAGGCACCCUGGUUGGGAAACACUGCUCUAUACAUAGGGAGCUCUGGAGAUAGCAGAGGGCUGUACUUGGGUAUCUUCAGUGCUUCCGUAGACAUUGCAUGAGUGCCGAUCCAUGCAAUGAGAGCCAGGGUCUCUGUUUUAGAGAGUAUGAGUGGUAUGAACGGUCAGACCACCAGCAAUCAGACAUUAAAGGAGAUAUCCAGUGGUGAACAACUUAUCCCCUAUCCUAAGGAUAGGGGAUAAGUUGCAGAUCGCAGGGGGUCCGACCACUGGGGCCCACCGCGAUCUCCUGUACAGAGCCCCGACAGCCUGCGGGAAGGGGGUGUGUCGACCUCCGCAUGAAGCGGCG
Messenger RNA from Hyla sarda, 12481 nucleotides. RefSeq names its product BRCA2 DNA repair associated (gene BRCA2). Bases 163 to 9675 code for a protein of 3170 amino acids. The record is from RefSeq and is a predicted model, not a curated record. Gene Ontology annotation, biological process: double-strand break repair via homologous recombination; regulation of DNA-templated transcription. The transcript is spliced from 26 exons. Lineage: Eukaryota; Metazoa; Chordata; Amphibia; Anura; Hylidae.